ACAGAAUCGCCCGCACUUACUGGUCAAGUCGUUUAUUGCCAUUUAACAUAUUUAUGAAUAUAACGUUUAUAAUCAUAUAAUGUACACAGAGACGAGACAAUGUUUCUCCGAACAUAGCACCUUACACAAGGAAGUAUCCGAAGAUAACGUGUGGCUGCUUUCAAGAGAUUGAAUCCAAGGAAAGCAUCCGGACUGCUUGGAGUACCUGGCCGAGUACUGAAGGCCUGUGCUGACCUACUGGCUGGUGUAUUCAGGAAUAUCUUGUUAUGUGUGGUGAGAAAACCAUGUGGAGAUGGGGUCCAGAGUUGAACCCCCCUGUGAACUAUGCUGCUAACGAGAGAGAGAGAUAAAGAGGGGGGAGGCAUCCUGUUGCAGAUGGGAGAGAGAGAGACAAGGAUUAAAAUGGAUGAUUUAGUAUUAUUGCUUCUUUGCUAAUUGUUGACUUUAACGCCAAGGACAUUUGGCCUGUUUAUGUGGAUCCCUGCUGACACAGCAGAGUGAUGCCAGGUGCCUGUUGAGACAGGAGGGAGUGGCCAGUUUGAUGGACAUGGAGUUGAUGGAUGGCUGAUACCCCGUCAGGGGAGAUAAAAGACGGGUCUGCUGAGACACCGGGACACACGCCACGAGACACUGCGAGAGUGUUGUGCACCCACAGGAAGGUGGGGGCUUGGAGGACCGAAUCGGGAGAUCGGUCACAAAGCUCACAGUGUGACAGCAGGACCGGUGGGGGCUUGUGUGUGUAUCCACUCACGCCAGAGUGAUGAGUCCACCAUGGAAGAACGGUCUAGCCGAGAACAGAGGGGUUAUAUCCGAAUGACCACAUCAGUACAACAGAACAAGAAGACAACGGAAGGUUUGCCUGCUCACAUCUCGCUCUCUCUCUCUCUCUCCAACGUUACACCAGCAACUACUCCGACCUAAGCUAAACUGAACUGAACUGAACUUUCAUCAUCUCCUAAGACUUUUCAUUUACCCCUAGACUUUGGAAGAGCUUGGUUUUUGAUUCCUUUUACCACACUUCUGUAUCUAUACAUGUGUAUAUGUGUGUGUGUGUGUGUGUGUGUGUGUGUGUGUAUAUAUAUAUUUGCUAACCCGUAAUACAUACAUAUUUGCAUUUUAUUCUUGUACUGUAUUACUUAGUUUGCUAAUAAACUUUAUUAGUUACUAGUAAUUACAGACUCCAACGUGUAUUCCAUUUCUGCUGGAUUGUUAACCCAGUUACGGUGUACGUAACAAAUUAAGGGCUCGUCUGGGAUUUGAUUUCCAAAUUGGGGGCCAGUGAAUUGAUUGGGGUACAUUCCCUUAUCUGCUUUGGCUGUGUAGGAACCCAUAAAGGCAGACAGCAGAAAUGGAGUUUGAGGCUAAUAAGUUAGUGGCGGAUCCAACCCCUGAGGGGCUGGGCGAGGCUAAAAAGGAUGUACUGCUGGGAAUUGCUCGGAAGUUAAAGAUUAAGGUGACCACUCGCAUGAGGAAUGCUCAGGUACAGCUGUUAAUAGCACAUCAUUACAUAGCCGAGGGGAAAUUCGAGGAGGAGGCGUUGGAGUUGUUUGUUGAGGGUGAAACACUUACUGAGGCUGAGGUUCGGCUUCAGGUGGAUAUAAUGAAGUAUGAACAUGAGUUCCAAAUAAAGCAGGUGGAAGAGAAAAGGCAGAGAGAAGAAAGGGAGAAAGGAAGGCAGUUUGAGCUAGAAAGGAUAAGAAUUUUGCAGCUGGGAGGUCCAGUGUUUGACAUUGAUGAUGUAUAUAGCUUGAAAGAGCUGGUUGUAAUUGAUGAAUUUAAGAAGUGUGUUCCCGAUGAUGAAAAGCAUGCUGCUACCUUGAGGGAGUCUGUUGGGUUAGCAGACAAGGUUGUUUUAAACUGCAAGGUUGAGUUUACUCCGGAUAGGAGUUGCCCAGAGAGUAACUGGGAGGAUCAGGGGAACUUGGAUUUUGAAAUUGGGACUGGUAUUGAAAGCCUAGAAGAGGCAGAUGUCCCGUUUGCCUGUGUUCAGGUUUUUGAAGUACCUGUGGAAUCACAGGGUACUAAACCUUGUGUUGAAACUCAGGAGAGGUCUGAGGUGUCUGACUUGGUUAAAAAGGAAUGCAGUGCUUUUGGGUCAGAUGGACUUGGUUCAGUGAGUAAGGGGUUAACCCUGGCACCAGUGGAAAGUGAGGAUUCUCAGUCACUUGUGUUAGAAGGUGUUCUAAAAGUUAGAGAUGAGAUGAAAGCUGGUGACAAUAGUGAGGAAGGGGCUGUGUCUGGUUUUUUUAAGGAAAGAAUUGGUGAAGUUUGAACUGGUUUCACGACCUUUGACCCUGCUUGCAGAACAAUGGUCUGUUGGAAAACUUGUCAGCUUGUUAGAUUCUAUUUUAGAAGUUGAAAGUAAGCAAGGUCAUGGAGCUGUUGGUCAAGAUUACAAUGGGUGGAGAAAAGAUUGUUUUGGUUUUGAGAGGACACCUGUCUGCGUUACUAUGGGGACGAAUUGAAAGUAAAAGUCGAAGAAACAGAUUAAAUGGUUUAUUUGGGAAUUUCCAGAAUGUAAACAUGGUUUUCAUAAGUUUAGUGAUGGUGUUGAGCUUGGUAAACAUUCAAUUGGCACCUAAUCCAGGGUGAAAUUAAGUCAGCGGAACGAGCUAGCUCGUGGCUGGCAACCCACGCACAGUUAGCAGAGACAGGAGUUUAAUUUAUGAAAGUUUGUCAGAGUUACAGCAGGAUUUGGAGAGUAAGGAGGAUGAGAAAGGCUUGUCUUUGUCAAAGGAUGAAUUUAUAGUAGAGAUUCUGAAGUUACUGUGUUAAAGGAGACAGCUCUCACAAAAGAGGAGGUUCGGAGAGGGUCAGCAGGAUAUUACCUGAAAGAUGGGGUAUUGAUGAGGAGGUGGAGACCACCUACUGGGUUUGCAGAUGAGGAUUGGGCGAUUGAACAUUGUGAUGGUCCCGAAAGUUUACAGGGCUGAAAUUUUAAACUUGGCUUAUUAUAUGUCUUUAGGUGGGCACUUUGAAGUGGAAAAGACAGUAAAUGGAAGUGAGAAGGAAUUCUACUGGCCUAAUCUAAGGAAAGAUGUUGUGAACUUGCGCAGGGCUUGUCAUACCUGUCAGGGUGCAGGAAAACCUAAUCAGAUGAUCCUAGCAGUAUCAUUUAGGCCGAUACCUGUCCUCGGUGAACCAUCUUCCAGGGUCAUAGUGUAUUGUGUGGGCCCAUUGCCAAAGACUGCAGCUGGCUAUGAGUAUCUGUUAACCAUCAUGUGUGCUGUGUCUAGGUUCCAUGGAGUGGUGCCCCUCUGGAACAUCAAGGCCCAGACUGUGGUAAAAGCACUUAUCAAAUGUUCUACACUGGUAGGUCUACCUAAAGAAAUCCAGUCUUACUGAGAGAGCAAUGGUCAGACCAGAAUGAAAAUGUGAUUAAGGGUUAUUAUGACUCCUACCCUGCACCAGUGAGCACUGUUAUGACAAUGGAGGAGAUUGUUGUGUCUACUACUGGAGUACCAAUUCAUUUUACUGAACACCCUGUAGUUUUCACAAGACUCAGAAAGUCUGAUGUUUUGGAAAAUAUUGAUGGAAAAAUUCAACAUUUGCAGUCAAAGCAGCAAAAACAACUGAAGAGCUUAAUUGACAAGUAUAAAGGUUUAUUCCCCGAUAUUCUAAGACUGCACAUGUGCAAUGCAUGAUGUCAUUGUAAAUUCAGGCCAGGCUAUUAAGCAGCAUCCCUACAGAGUGACCUUGGAGGAAAGCAAGCUGGUAGAAAAACUGUUUAAAUGAAUGUCUGCAGCCAAUCUCACAGUGAACCUCGCCAAAAGUGAGUUCGGCCAUGCCACGGUCACGUACCUGGGGUAUGUGGUAGGAUGGGGCAGCUGGCCCCUGUGCAGGCGAAAGUACAGGCUAUUUCUGAAGUUCCCGUCCCGACUGAUAAGAGGGCACUGAGAAGGUUUUUGGGAAUGGUAGGGUACUAUUGGAAGUUUUGUAAGAACUUUGCGGAUAUUGACCUCUCUCUUACUAAACUGUUGCAAAAGAGUAAGGAGUUUGUGUGGAGCAAUCCUUGCCAAGAAGCCUUUGAGAGGCUGAAAACUAUACUGUGUCACCACCCUGUGUUAAAAGCUCCUGACUUUUCAAAACCCUUCUCCCUCGCUGCAGAUGCUAGCGACGAAGCUGCAGGGGCAGUGUUGCUGCAGAAAGACAAGGACGAAAUUGAACACCCAGUGCUUAUUUCUCUAGGAAGUUCAAUGUGCAUCAGGGAAAUUAUUCCACUGUAGAAAAAGAAUUACUGUCACUUAUUCUGGCAUUACAGCAUUUUGAGGCUUACAUUUGACCAGCACAGAGUACAUUGAUAGUUUAUACUGAUCACAACCCAUUGGUAUUUUUGACUAACAUGAAGAAUAAAAAUAGAUUAAGUUGAAGUCUGUUGUUACAGGAAUUUGAUAUUAAAAUACAACAUGUAAAGGGGACUGACAAUAUAAUUGCUGAUUGUUUAUCUAGAUGUUAGAUUUGGAAGUAUUUCUGUAUUACUCUAUUAGUUAAUGACUAGUUCUGUAUUAUAUUAGACUCUGUAAUGUACCUUACUAUUGAAUUUUUCCCCCCGGUAAAAAUUCUUUGAAGGGUGGGGGUGUUAUGUGUGAUGAGAAAACCAUGUGGAGAUGGGGUCCAGAGUUGAACCCCCCUGUGAACUAUGCUGCUAACGAGAGAGAGAGAUAAAGGGGGGGAGGGGAGGCAUCCUGUUGCAGAUGGGAGAGAGAGAGACAAGGAUUAAAAUGGAUGAUUUAGUAUUAUUGCUUCUUCGCUAAUUGUUGACUUUAACGCCAAGGACAUUUGGCCUGUUUAUGUGGAUCCCUGCUGACACAGCAGAGUGAUGCCAGGUGCCUGUUGAGACAGGAGGGAGUGGCCAGUUUGAUGGACAUGGAGUUGAUGGAUGGCUGAUACCCCGUCAGGGGAGAUAAAAGACGGGUCUGCUGAGACACCGGGACACACGCCACGAGACACUGCGAGAGUGUUGUGCACCCACAGGAAGGUGGGGGCUUGGAGGACCGAAUCGGGAGAUCGGUCACAAAGCUCACAGUGUGACAGCAGGACCGGUGGGGGCUUGUGUGUGUAUCCACUCACGCCAGAGUGACGAGUCCACCAUGGAAGAACGGUCUAGCCGAGAACAGAGGGGUUAUAUCCGAAUGACCACAUCAGUACAACAGAACAAGAAGACAACGGAAGGUUUGCCUGCUCACAUCUCGCUCUCUCUCUCUCUCCAACGUUACACCAGCAACUACUCCGACCUAAGCUAAACUGAACUGAACUGAACUUUCAUCAUCUCCUAAGACUAUUCAUUUACCCCUAGACUUUGGAAGAGCUUGGUUUUUGAUUCCUUUUACCACACUUCUGUAUCUAUACAUGUGUAUAUGUGUGUGUGUGUGUGUGUGUGUGUGUGUGUGUGUGUGUGUGUGUGUAUAUAUAUAUAUUUGCUAACCCAUAAUACAUACAUAUUUGCAUUUUAUUCUUGUACUGUAUUACUUAGUUUGCUAAUAAACUUUAUUAGUUACUAGUUAUUACAGACUCCAACGUGUAUUCCAUUUCUGCUGGAUUGUUAACCCAGUUACAGGGUACGUAACAAUCUUUAACCUUUUGAUCUGACUGUGUGUGGCAUCCACCUGCUUCAAGCAGGUUUCAAUCAUACCGGUGCCCAAGAAGAGUGUGGUAACCUGUCUAAAUGACUAUCACCCAGUGGCACGUGAAUCUACAGUGAUGAAAUGUUUUGAGAGGCUGCUGUUGAAGCAUAUCAGCUCCUGUCUGAGUGGUGACUUGGAUCCAUUCCAAUUCACCUGCUGAAGCAACAGGUGAAUGGCUCAAUGGCUCUUCACACAACCCCAGAACAUCUGCACAGCAAAGAUGCAUACAUUAAGAUGAUAUGAUCUCCAAUGAUGUGAUCACCUCCUGAUGCAAGUCCUGAGGCACCUGUACCUUCUACCUAAUGGCAGUAGUGAGAAAACAGCAUGGCCUGGGUAGUGAGGAUCUUUGAUGAUGGAUGCAGCUUUUCUACAGCAGUGUUUCAUGUAGAUGUGCUCAAUAGUUGGGAGAGUUUUACCUGUGAUGUAUUGGGCCAAAUCCUCUAUCCUUUAUAGGAUUUGGUCCUCCAA
Molecule: messenger RNA, 6092 nt
Organism: Hypanus sabinus (Atlantic stingray)
Lineage: Eukaryota; Metazoa; Chordata; Chondrichthyes; Myliobatiformes; Dasyatidae
Exons: 3
Coding region: 1349-2272 (307 amino acids)
Source: RefSeq, a predicted model, not a curated record